AUGUCUUUCUUCGGGAAUACUCCCCAACAAGGAGCACUAGAUGACAUAGUUAAUUUUAGUAAUUUCUGGCGGAGCUUUCUGCUACUUUUCAGACUUACUACUACUGCUGGUUGGAACGAUGUGUUUGAUUCCUUAAUUCACUCUCACACUGGUUAUGGCGAUAAUAUUGAAAAUAUGCCUACAAGUAACUAUGGGAACAAAGGUGUUGCUUUUAUAUACUUUGUUUCUUUUCUGCUUAUCGCAAGUCUUAUUGUAAACAUGUAUGUGGCGAUAGUCCUCGAGAAUUACGAACGCGCCAAAGAAGAUGAAAUCAUUGGCUUAUGCAAUGACGAUUUGGACAAUUUUUAUGCUACUUGGGCACGUUUUGAUCCAAAGGCUACCCAGCUUUUAUCUGUCUAUAAUCUAUCUGCCUUUCUGAAUGAAUUAGACCCUCCUUUGCAGAUAAAGAAACCUAAUAAUGCAGCUAUAACUGUUUUAAACAUACCUCUCUCUAGUGAAUACAGACUUCACUGUUUAGAUGUUCUGAACGCCGUUGUCAGAUUCUACCUUUGCGACAUUGAAGAAAGUACAGAAUUAGAUAAUAUUAUACUGGAGAUAGAACACAAGUUUCUAUGUAUUUUUCCAAAUCGACAGACAAUGGAGGUCGUUGGCACUUCUUAUGAUUGGAAGCACUGGAACACUGCUGCUUGCAUAAUAGCAAAGUAUUUCAAGAGUUAUAAAAUCCGAAGACAGAAUGAAGCUGCUCGUGUUAUUCAGCGUGCAUAUCGUAUACACAGAAAACAUAAAAUUAUGCUUCAGUUUCAUUUUCGUUUUUUUCAAAAUGAGCACGCUGCAAUAGCAUUUUAA
Messenger RNA from Limulus polyphemus (Atlantic horseshoe crab), 846 nucleotides. Its product is annotated as sodium channel protein 60E-like. Gene Ontology annotation, molecular function: voltage-gated sodium channel activity. Bases 1 to 846 code for a protein of 281 amino acids. The record is from RefSeq and is a predicted model, not a curated record. Gene Ontology annotation, cellular component: plasma membrane; voltage-gated sodium channel complex. Gene Ontology annotation, biological process: membrane depolarization during action potential; neuronal action potential; sodium ion transmembrane transport. Lineage: Eukaryota; Metazoa; Arthropoda; Merostomata; Xiphosura; Limulidae. The transcript has a single exon.